CUGAGGCUGUUUUCAUGCCAAGGCUGCGUUUUCAAACAUUCAAACAAGGUGGGACAGACAAUGAUUAGAACUCCUCUCUGGCCAAUGACUCAGUGACUCCACCUUCUAGAUAUCUGCUCUUAUAUGAGCAAUCCAGAGGACACUAUCACUGUCCACCUCUGACUCCAGACAGACAGAGAAGACCUCUGCACACUUUGACUCACACAGACUACAGACAUGCCUUCAGUGGGACUGGAGAUCCUCGGAGUGACUCUGGCUGUGUUGGGAUGGAUCUCAGCCGUUGCGUCCUGCGCCUUGCCCAAUUGGAAAGUGUCCGCUUUUAUUGGGUCCAACAUCAUCACAGCGCAGGACACCUGGGAGGGGAUCUGGAUGUCCUGCAUGGUGCAGAGCACAGGUCACAUGCAGUGUAAAAUGUACGACUCCCUGUUGGCUUUGAGCCCAGAUCUCCAGGCUGCACGCGCCCUCACUGUCAUCUCCAUCGUUUUGGGUAUCAUGGGGGUCCUGGUGGCCAUGAUGGGCUCAAAAUGCACCAACUGUGUGGACGAAGAGGCAGCAAAGGCUCGGGUGAUGAUAUCCGCUGGGGUGGCCUUCAUCCUGGCUGGUCUGACGCAGCUCAUCCCCGUGUCGUGGUGCGCCCAUGUUAUCAUCGUGGACUUCUACAGCUCGCUUUAUCUGAGAGAAAUUUCACAGUCUCAGACUUUGAAAACCCUGGCACGUGUCAGAAUGUCUAUCGGGCUGGAGUUGAUAGGCAUCUCCCUGUGCAUUCUGGGAUGGAUUAUUGCAAUCGUGGCGUGCGCUCUCCCCAUGUGGAGGGUGACGGCGUUCAUCGGCAGCAACAUCGUGACGGCUCAGAUCAUCUGGGAGGGCCUGUGGAUGACCUGUGUGGUGCAGAGCACGGGCCAGAUGCAGUGUAAGGUCUACGACUCCAUGCUGGCUCUGUCCCAGGACCUGCAGGCCGCCCGUGCCCUCACCGUCAUCUCCAUCCUGUUGGCCAUCCUCGCCGUGCUCAUCGCCAUCGCCGGCGCCAAGUGCACCAACUGCAUCGACGACGAGGCGUCCAAGGCCAAGGUGAUGAUCAUCUCCGGGGUUUUCUUCAUCGUUUCCGGGGUGAUGCAGCUCAUUCCCGUCUCGUGGUCGGCCAACACUAUAAUCAGGGACUUCUACAACCCGUUAUUAACAGACGCUCAGCGGAGGGAGCUGGGCGCCGCGCUCUACAUCGGCUGGGCGGCUGCUGCUCUCUUGAUUCUCGGUGGUGGACUGCUCUGCUGCUCCUGUCCGCCACGUGAGACCAGAUACAACCCGUCACGGAUGGCUUACUCUGCCCCGCGGUCCGCAGGUGGCCCCGGGUUAGAACGGAAAGACUACGUAUGAGUGAGGGGGAAAAAGAGGAAAAGACAUUUUGAAUCUCAAACCUGCUCUCCACAACAAACUGGAGGGUGAACAAGUGCUCAAGGAAACAAGGAGACUCCGUGAUGAAGGAUGUGUUUGAUUUUGCCUUUAUUUUUAAGUAUGUUUUACUUAGGCUCUUUGUUUUUCAGAGACUGAAAACUCAUGCAAAGGACAAUAAUGGAGAGAAAAUCUCAUUUAAUCAUGUUUCAAAACAAGGAAAAUUUGUGCUCUGUCUUUUUUUAAGGUUAACGCGCUAAAUGUUAGCAUCACAAGUCUCAGUAUAUACUCAUGUCCUUUUUUAUACAGACUUCUUAGUGUUUACCACUGAAUUUUUUUUUUUUU
This is a messenger RNA of Centropristis striata (black sea bass), 1731 nucleotides long. Its product is annotated as claudin-3-like. The record is from RefSeq and is a predicted model, not a curated record. NCBI's taxonomy places the organism in Eukaryota, Metazoa, Chordata, Actinopteri, Perciformes, Serranidae. Gene Ontology annotation, cellular component: bicellular tight junction; plasma membrane. The transcript has 3 exons. The coding region runs from base 217 to 1371 and encodes 384 amino acids. Gene Ontology annotation, biological process: bicellular tight junction assembly; cell adhesion. Gene Ontology annotation, molecular function: structural molecule activity.